GAUGGGCAGAACCAGCGCUUCCCUCAGGCACUAGACCUGUCACAAGUGGACUUAGUUCCCUCUCAUCCUACUUCACUCUACCCUAAGAACACAGAUCUGUUUGAGAUGAUUGAAAAGAUGCAGGGAAGCAGGAUGGACGAACAGCGAUGCUCCUUCCCGCCACCCCUCAAAACAGAGGAGGACUAUAUUCCCUACCCGAGCGUCCAUGAGGUCCUGGGGCGAGAAGGGCCCUUCCCCCUCAUCCUGCUGCCCCAGUUUGGGGGCUAUUGGAUCGAGGGCACCAACCAUGAAAUCACCAGCAUCCCCGAGACAGAGCCACUGCAGUCACCCACCACCAAGGUGAAGCUGGAGUGUAACCCCACAGCCCGCGUCUACCGGAAGCACUUUCUUGGCAAGGAGCACUUCAACUACUACUCACUGGACACUGCCCUCGGCCACCUGGUCUUCUCACUCAAGUAUGAUGUCAUUGGGGAUCAAGAGCACCUGCGGCUACUGCUCAGGACCAAGUGCCGGACAUACCACGAUGUCAUCCCCAUCUCCUGCCUCACUGAGUUCCCUAAUGUGGUCCAGAUGGCAAAGCUGGUGUGUGAAGACGUCAAUGUGGAUCGAUUCUACCCUGUGCUCUACCCCAAGGCUUCCAGGCUCAUCGUCACCUUUGAUGAGCAUGUCAUCAGCAAUAACUUCAAGUUUGGAGUCAUUUAUCAGAAGCUCGGGCAGACCUCAGAGGAAGAACUCUUCAGUACCAACGAGGAGAGCCCAGCCUUCGUGGAGUUCCUGGAGUUCCUGGGUCAGAAGGUCAAACUGCAGGACUUCAAGGGGUUCCGAGGAGGCCUGGACGUGACCCAUGGGCAGACGGGGACCGAGUCUGUGUACUGCAACUUCCGCAACAAGGAGAUCAUGUUUCACGUGUCCACCAAGCUGCCCUACACAGAAGGGGACGCCCAGCAGUUGCAGCGGAAGAGACACAUCGGGAACGACAUCGUCGCUGUGGUCUUCCAGGAUGAGAACACGCCCUUCGUGCCCGACAUGAUCGCAUCCAACUUCCUGCAUGCCUAUGUGGUGGUGCAGGCUGAGGGUGGGGGCCCUGAUGGUCCGCUCUAUAAGGUCUCGGUCACUGCAAGGGAUGAUGUGCCCUUCUUUGGGCCCCCGCUUCCGGACCCUGCGGUGUUUAGGAAGGGGCCUGAGUUCCAGGAAUUUUUGCUGACGAAGCUGAUCAAUGCUGAAUACGCGUGCUACAAGGCUGAGAAGUUUGCCAAACUGGAGGAGCGGACGCGCGCCGCCCUGCUAGAGACGCUCUACGAGGAGCUGCACAUCCACAGCCAGUCCAUGAUGGGCCUGGGCGGCGACGAGGACAAGAUGGAGAACGGCGGCGGCGGGGGCGGCUUCUUCGAGUCUUUCAAGCGGGUCAUCCGGAGCCGGAGCCAGUCCAUGGAUGCCAUGGGACUAAGCAACAAGAAGCCUAACACCGUGUCCACCAGCCACAGUGGAAGCUUUGCACCCAACAACCCUGACCUGGCCAAGGCUGCUGGAAUAUCAUUGCUUAUUCCUGGGAAAAGCGCGAGUAGAUUCGGACGCCGGGGCAGUGCCAUAGGCAUAGGAACCGUGGAGGAGUCACUGAUUGUCCCUGGGAAGAGCCCCACAAGGAAGAAGUCGGGCCCGUUUGGCUCCCGCCGCAGCAGCGCCAUCGGGAUCGAGAACAUCCAGGAGGUGCAGGAGAAGAGGGAGAGCCCUCCGGCUGGCCAGAAGACCCCGGACAGCGGGCACGUCUCCCAGGAGCCCAAGUCGGAGAACUCGUCCACCCAGAGCUCCCCGGAGAUGCCCACCACCAAGAACAGGGCGGAGACCACAGCCCAGAGAGCAGACGCUCUGAAGGACUUCUCCCGCUCCUCGUCCAGCGCCAGCAGCUUCGCCAGCGUGGUGGAGGAGACGGAGGGCGUGGACGGGGAGGACACGGGCCUGGACAGCGUCUCGUCCUCAGGGACACCCCACAAGCGGGACUCGUUCCUCUACAGCACGUGGCUGGAGGACAGCGUCAGUACAACCAGCGGGGGCAGCUCCCCAGGCCCCUCACGGUCACCCCACCCAGACGCCGGCAAGUCGGGGGACCCUGCAUGUCCCGAGAUCAAGAUCCAGCUGGAAACGUCUGAGCAGCACCUGCCGCAGCUGGGCUGUUAGCCGCCCGCCCGGAAGGUGCAGCUAAGCAGAUGAGGCCACAGAAGCACAAGGUGAAGAUUCUGUGUCAAGCCAGGCAGCUGGGACCUCUGCCCUCAAGGCCGCCGGCCCUGGAGCUGCCCGGCCUCCCAGCCCUCCCCUUGGCCCACCCCCCUGGGCUGUCUCUGCAGGGCGGAGCCAUCCAGACCUGGGUGGGGAAGCUGCUGGCACCACCCUGUCCCCCAGGCUGGAGGUCUGGGCUUGGCCAGGGAUUGGUCAGUGAAGCAGGACUGCAGGUCUAGCUAGCCUCCCCCCUGGGUCUCUGUCACCCCUGGGUGCCCCCCUGGACUUAGGGGGGCAGGGUGGGAGAGGCAGAUUGGGAGAGGUCAGUGCACACAGAGCCUACCAGGUAGGCGGCAAGACACGAGACGUGUGGAGUGGGCACUGGGCUGGGCGUCCUGGCUUCUGAUUGGGGUUUGGCUGUGUGACACUGCGCAAGUCACUCACCUUCUCUGGGCAUCUGCUACAACUGGACACGAUUAUUUCAGAGGUCACUGAAGACUGGUUCCACCACCUGCACCAGAAGGGGGAAUGUGUCCCCCAGAACCUCCCAUCACACUAAUCUGCUUCUUGGGGUCCCUGAGGCCCCAGGUGGGCUAAUGGCAGGGAGGUGGCUGUGCUCAUUACCCCUCCUGGAGCCUCAGCCUGGCACAGAUCUGCUGUGCCCUGUCCACUGCCUACACGUGACAGAAAAGUGACCCCUUGUGGGGGGGCACCUGGCUCCUCCAGCCCAGCUUAACCCCUGCUGUCCUGCGCUCCUGAGCACCCAAGGCUGAGGGGUCUCAGCUGGCCUGGAGCUGCGGGCCUUGCCACCCCCCGCCCACUGCUGUGGAGGGGUCAGCCAGGCACAGCUGCUGUGAGUCCCUGUCCUCGUGUGUCUGUCCACACUUUUAGGUGCCACGCCAAAGGCCAGCCUCCGGCCCACCACCCACUUUGGAAGCCCCAGUGGCUGUGUGUA
Messenger RNA from Marmota flaviventris (yellow-bellied marmot), 3169 nucleotides. It is a transcript of the gene Rap1gap, whose product is annotated as RAP1 GTPase activating protein. Lineage: Eukaryota; Metazoa; Chordata; Mammalia; Rodentia; Sciuridae. Gene Ontology annotation, cellular component: cytoplasm; membrane. The record is from RefSeq and is a predicted model, not a curated record. Gene Ontology annotation, molecular function: GTPase activator activity. Gene Ontology annotation, biological process: regulation of small GTPase mediated signal transduction.